AUGUCCACCACCCCAGUCGAAGAUGCCAUGCGACUCAAGAUCACAGCAGCCCUGCAACCCACCACACUCGAAAUCCACAACGACUCCAGCAUGCACGCGCACCACCAAGCCAUGCAAGGCAGCGUAUCCAAAGAGACGCAUUUCCGCGUGCUCAUCACCUCGGAAGCGUUCAAAUCGAAGAUGCAACCCGCAAGACACCGGAUCGUGUACGCUCUGCUGAAGGAGGAGCUGGAGAGGGCGGGAGGGAUACACGCGCUUCAGUUGCGGACGAGGACGCCGGAAGAGGAGGAAAGGCAGGUUGCUAGGGAGAAGGCGGAGGAGUGA
This is a messenger RNA of Letharia columbiana, 324 nucleotides long. RefSeq lists its product as uncharacterized. The transcript has 2 exons. The record is from RefSeq and is a predicted model, not a curated record. Bases 1 to 324 code for a protein of 107 amino acids. Lineage: Eukaryota; Fungi; Ascomycota; Lecanoromycetes; Lecanorales; Parmeliaceae.